This is a messenger RNA of Amphibalanus amphitrite, 2533 nucleotides long. Its product is annotated as LETM1 domain-containing protein 1-like. Gene Ontology annotation, cellular component: mitochondrial inner membrane. Gene Ontology annotation, biological process: intracellular monoatomic cation homeostasis. The transcript is spliced from 9 exons. Gene Ontology annotation, molecular function: ribosome binding. NCBI's taxonomy places the organism in Eukaryota, Metazoa, Arthropoda, Thecostraca, Balanomorpha, Balanidae. Bases 261 to 1340 code for a protein of 359 amino acids. The record is from RefSeq and is a predicted model, not a curated record.
AGACGACACACUCCUUUUUAGCAGUCGCAACUUGCCUAGCAACGGACUGCGGUCUUUUGAAAAACGGCCUCUGUUGCCUGGCAACCAGUUGAAUAAACCUUCAUGACCCUGUGUUCGCAAUACUAAGCGAACAGACUCCUGGGUUGCGUCAGACUGAGUUGCGGUUCUAUGCUAUUAGUUUCUUAUAGGUAUCUUGAUUAGAACCUUGCGUUGAAAUAGUGCAAUUUGGAGAGCAUUACGGUUCAUUUCCAUUUUAAGAGAUGUAUCAUCUCUCCUCUAGGACGGUUCUCAGUAGAUUGGUUGCUGGCCUGCACUAUCCCUCAGCACACCAUGGAAACCUCCUAUCAUCACAUGCUGGUAAAAGGUGCCUGCAGACCGGGCUGGGCCACACCGCCGCGCCCGAGGGCCGCCGGCCCGUCACCCGACUGCAAAAGUACGUGUUCGGACGGUAUGUAGAGUACCUCCAGCGCUUCCAGAGAGCGCUGGAAAACGAGUUCCCGACCGCCUUUCGACUCUACCGCGUCUUCUCGGUCGGCGUCAAGGACUUCGCACGCGAUGUCAAGUCGUUCGCGCUUCUGGCGCGGAAGGUUCACGGCCUGGGUCUGCGCAGCCUGAGUCGGCGCGAGCUGGAGCUCUACUUUCAGAUGCCGCGUGAUAUGCGUGCCGUGGCGCCUGUCCUGCUCGUGGCGGCCCUGCCGCUGGCGCAGAACGUCGUCUUUCCGUUAGCGUACUUGUUCCCGCGUCAGCUGCUAUGUCGACACUUCUGGUCCCUGCAGCAGCGGUCCGACUUUGCCCUGUACGAGCACAAGCGGAGGCUGGCCCACCACCUGUCUGCCUUUCGCCACCUUCAGGCCAGACGCCACCUGGUGACUCCCGAGUCGGCGCGGCUCUCCCUGAAGCACGUGUUCACACUGCUCGGCUCGGGCCAGGUGCCGUGCUCGGCCGAUAUCCUUGCGCUACGACCUAUCUUCGAGGGAGGCCCGUUCAGCCUGGAGCGGCUCAGUGCCGUGCAGGUGCGCCGGCUGCUGAAGCUGCACGGUCUGGGUGUGCUCACCGUUCUGCGGCGCCGGCGACUGCGGGAGCACGGCGAACUGCUGCGACACAUGGACCGGGCCAUGCUGGCCGAGGGAGUGACUGCCAUGUCACAGGAGGAGCUCUACUAUGCGUGUUUCCUGCGCGGCCUGAACCCGCAGAACCUGCCGCACGAGCAGCUGGCCUGGUGGCUGAGCGAGUGGGCCACCGUGUCGUCGUCCAUAGAGCCGGCGGCCGUCUCCCUGCUGUUGCACUGUCCGCUGCUGCUCGGCUACAACCAGCCCACCAACUGGCAGCUGCGCUACUGAGUCGACGGGUGUGUCUAACGGACGCGGAGAGGCGCCGCUGCACCGUCACCGCUCUGCCAGAUCUUUCCGACUGGCUGGCUCAGGUAUCGAUCAAUGGAAGAUAACGCUGGUGAUUUGGUCCAACUCGCCUUCAGUUCCAACUUCCACGGGUAACUAAAAUAGGCGCGGUAACCGGCAGCGAAUACCGGCAUCUGAGUUGUUUCGAAUAACACGGUAGUUGAAAUACGAUCUCCAGUGCAAUUUUCAUGUGUGAUGUGGAAGCGAAAUCAAAGAAUCUUUCGCGAAUUCGAGGUACCUAGGCAUUUCACUCUUCGUCGUUAUUGAAAUUUAUUGUGGACAUGAGGCUGUAAUGGGUGCAUUCAGAUAAGAUAUGGUUGUUAAUGCAGUAACGAAAUCAGCGGCACUUCUUAUAAUGUCACGCACCACAUGCGCACGACUCAUUACGCUUGAAAUAUGCCAUACCGAAAAACGAGUAAUCACGAGUGUCUUUGUGAUAUAUGAAAUAAUUGUUGCCCAUUUGUAUCUAAAGCUUUCAUGCCUAAAAUUGAUGGCAUGGAGGUCUUAAACGCUGAAAGAAAUGUUAUGACUUUCGUUCAAAUGAUAACAAAAGCAUGAUUCGUUAUUUGUUGAGGCUGCGCGAGAUGAGGCUUUUAAGUUUUAUUUUUGAAUUUCGACAGACAAUGCUCUGUUUGCACUAAAAUGUGUCGUGUACGAAAACGAGUUGCAAGUUUACCGUGGAGUUUCACGUGUAAUAACUGUCGCUCAAAGAUAUCUGAAUAUGUGUCAGUGAUCUGCAAGCGGGCCGAGUACUUCGAACAGAUAUUGCUAUUUAUCAAAUGAAGUCAGGCUAGGGCUACAGGCCAUAGGUUCUUAGGAACCACAUUGUGGAUGAUGAGUGUAGCAUGAUCGCUUGCCAAAUGCACCGCCAACAUUUCAUUUCAGCGAUAAGUCAGUGGCCCUGUUCAACGCAUUUUCAGCUCAGCGUAGGCUAGCAUUAUGCUGCUAUGAUAUGUGCAAUUGAAAUCGUGUAGGAGUAUCCGAUAACAUGCUGUGAUGGCUUACUUGCGAGUGUUAUUGAAUGUCAUGAGAGAUCUUGAGUAGUUCGAUGAUUGUUCAUUCGGCUACUCAUAUCUAGGAAAUGUGAUACUGUGCCUUUACAAGUGUUGGCUAGGCAUAAUAUAUGUUCGAAUAUA